Plenodomus lingam JN3 is the source of this 1173-nucleotide messenger RNA. The record is from RefSeq and is a predicted model, not a curated record. Lineage: Eukaryota; Fungi; Ascomycota; Dothideomycetes; Pleosporales; Leptosphaeriaceae.
AUGGCGCCCCCGGCCGCGCCCCCAGGGUCGCAAACACCUCGCGCUGCAAACCCGAAACUGGAGCAGAGCAUUGGACAAGCUACGAGCGUGAUCAUGCCGCUCCUGGAACUGGGCGCAGUUGGAUACGUGACUUGGGUCCUUGUCUAUCAGAUCUCCAUUCAGUACCUCACGUCGCCGUCCUUGGAUAUACAAAUCAGUUUCGAAGUAGAACCGCGGCCUGCGACGGGGAUUGCGCUGAUAGUCGUGUAUGCAAUUGUAAUGCUGGUGAUGCUCGUUGCCUGGAUGCGCCUUCUGAUGGCGAUAUGGACGAAGCCAGAUCUUGUACCGUUGGGUGAUGGAAAGACAGAGAAGGGUGCGGCAAGCACGAAGACGCUUGGAUUCGACGGUUAUGAUGCUUUUGUCUGCGAUUACUUUGGGGAUCCGCUCUGGUGUGACAAAUGUAGCAAUUGGAAGCCAGAUCGGACGCACCAUUGCAAGGAGCUGGGGCGUUGCGUCAGGCGCAUGGAUCACUACUGCCCUUGGGCGGGAGGAAUCAUUGGAGAGAGUACCCACAAGUGGUUUCUGCAGUUUGUCGGUUAUGGAGCAUUAUAUACGCUCUAUGUUUGGAUUGUUGUAGCAGUGUUUUUGGCCGAGAGAAGUUCAAAGGCAAGAACUUGGAUCGGCACCCUUGUCACCGCAGUGCUUUUUUUCGUCUUUGCGUUUACCAUGUCUUGUAUGACGGGCUGGAAUCUCAUGAUCAACUUCACCUCGGUCGAAGCUGCCCAACGCGGCGGUGUCCACAAUAUUGCAUUCCUCAUCUCACACCAGCCGCAGGGUUCUUCGCCAACUUCUCGUCCAUCAACACCACCCUCACCCUCUGUGAAACCGCCCACGCCAGAGUCAGCAGAGGAAUGGACCGUUCUUCGCACCGUGCAACGCAACACUGGACGUACCUAUGUAGUUAUGCAGACCAAGCCCCUCGAACACCCUUGGUAUACAUCACUUAGACAAGGAUGGGAAGAUACCAUGGGCACGAAGGUGCUAGACUGGUUCCUCCCUUUAAAACAGAGUCCCUGUACGCAAAGAAGUCGCAAAGGCGAGUUUGCCUGGGGCGAACUCAUCUACGACAUGGCACAGCAAUACGAGAAGCAUAAUCCCGGCAUCAAGUUGGCAAUUCUCGAGGGGCGACGAUGA